Messenger RNA from Porites evermanni, 444 nucleotides. NCBI's taxonomy places the organism in Eukaryota, Metazoa, Cnidaria, Anthozoa, Scleractinia, Poritidae. The record is from the annotation of a GenBank genome assembly.
AUGAAUAUGAACGAGUCCACAUUGAGAGACAACUCUGAAACCUCCACUUCAACCAUUAUCAUCAUUAACUGCUUCAUAAAUGUUCCACUGAUGUUGGCAGCUAUUCUUGGUAACAGCUUGGUUUUGGUAUCCAUCUUUGCUUCGCAGUCUCUUCGUUCGCAGCCUUCAAUGAUUCUGCUGUGUAGUCUGGCUUUCUCCGAUCUUGCUGUUGGGUUGAUAGGACAACCAAUCUUCGUAUCCCGCGAACUAACGCUAAAUUUGUCUAUAGUGAAUAUGUCAGGCGUCAUAUCGAUUGGCCUCUGUGCAAUAUCACUAGCAACAAUGACAUUGAUAAGUGUUGACCGAGUCCUAGCCCUUCAAUAUCACAUGUCGUACAAGAUUUUGGUCACAACUUCUCGGGUCAUCUUCACAAUUACUUUUGUCUGGCUUUUCCACGUUGUUGUG